Messenger RNA from Notothenia coriiceps (black rockcod), 1055 nucleotides. RefSeq names its product peripheral-type benzodiazepine receptor-associated protein 1-like. The record is from RefSeq and is a predicted model, not a curated record. Gene Ontology annotation, biological process: neuromuscular synaptic transmission. The transcript has 8 exons. The coding region runs from base 237 to 1055 and encodes 272 amino acids. Lineage: Eukaryota; Metazoa; Chordata; Actinopteri; Perciformes; Nototheniidae.
UUCAUUGUUAAUUUAGUGCAGUGAGAGCUGCAUUCUUGUAGGUUUCCGUUUAAGUGUUGGAGUCUUUAUCUAUGUUUUUAUUUUCUUCAAAGGAGUAUCGUUAUAGAGGAAUAAAAGGCAAAUAAAUGGCAUUAAACUCUUCCAAAACUGGGAAACUGGUUUGAAAAACCAGCAGAACAGAAGGUCACUGUGAAGAGGAUGAGAGAAACCGACGAGCGUCACUUGAAUGGGUGAUAAUGCGGGAUCACACGUCCGGUGCGAACGUGGAGGAGCGGCUGAGGCGGUCUCAGAUGGAGUUGCAGUGGAUCCAGAGACAGCUGGCUAUCAUCGGUGCCAGAAACAAACACAAUCAUCACCUACUGGCUAAGUGCAAGAGUAGAUAUGAAGUUUCCUCCCAGCAAGCUACGGGACACUUGGUCCACAAUGUGAGCCGUUUUCGACUGCUGGAGGAGAGAAACAGAGCUCUCAGGCUUGAGGUUGCCACGCUACGCCAAGAGAAACAGCAGUAUAGGAAACUGAGAGCAAAGCUCCAUGCUGCCUUGCAGGAGAAAAAUCGUCUGAACCUUGAGCUGAUCACACACCACCUGAAGACGUCCAAGUAUGACCAGGUGCGAUCAGACUGUGACCAGCUGAGACAGACCUUAGCUGUCGUGAGCCAGGAGAGAGACGUGGCCCAGCAGCAGAAGAGCCACCUCCAAGGCAGAGUGGAGAACCUGGAGCAGGUGCUGAAGCAUAUGCAAGAGGCUGUGGAGCUGAAGCAGCAGCUGCAGACGGAGCAUGAGCAAGCCUUGGUGGCCCUUCACACCAAGCAGAAGGAGAUCAAUCAACUGCAAAAGGUCAAGGUUUGUGACCUGGAGCAGAGAUGCAGGUCACAGAGUGAUCACUUCCAUCAGCUGUCCAACGAGCUGCUGAAUUUCCGUUUGCAAUCAGAUACUGCGUACAUCCCUAAAAGAAAUCCCGACUCCAGAUCCCAGUUCCCUCUGUCAUCAGAGCAAAGACGUUCACAAGUCAGCCUUGGAUUUGAAGCCCACACAAAGAUAGAACAGAGGCCUUGA